Molecule: messenger RNA, 489 nt
Organism: Cantharellus anzutake
Lineage: Eukaryota; Fungi; Basidiomycota; Agaricomycetes; Cantharellales; Hydnaceae
Exons: 1
Coding region: 1-489 (162 amino acids)
Source: RefSeq, a predicted model, not a curated record
AUGCCACCUUUUAUGCGGUACACGGCAGAACUGGAGCAAACCGCUGAAGCCAGAGUCCGAGGGAAGCAUGAACUUGGCAUUGGUGGUGGGCCAGAGCAAGUCACUGCUCGACCGGAUGGGACACUUGAAUCAGACCCUGAUGCUUCUUCUAGGGCUAAUCGUGCAACCUGCCCCCAAGAACCUCAUCGAGCGAAUUCAACACCGUACUGCACACGACCUUCAAGCGAGUCAGUGAGGAGGAAGAUGACCACAGGGCAGAGUUUGCGUAGGCCUGGCUCACCAAUGGCCAUAAAAAACUGGAAUGCCUACGACGCCAACAUCAAAAGGGCAGUCCGCAGCCUCACCAGUUGUGGAGGACAGCUCCGCACCUUUGGAAAGACAAUCGCUUCAUCGACGAAGACAGGUGCUCACGUACUAUUUAAAUACGAUGACCCUAUUGAGCUUGGGAACGGACAACCAUCCAACUCGCAAGACGAAACUUACAACUGA